Messenger RNA from Cylindrotheca closterium, 447 nucleotides. Lineage: Eukaryota; Bacillariophyta; Bacillariophyceae; Bacillariales; Bacillariaceae. The record is from the annotation of a GenBank genome assembly.
AUGCUGACUUCUGCUGUCACUGAGAACUUUGGGAAGCUCACCCUCCUGCGAUUCCUUAUUGCCGUCAUUGUCACGGGCGCCCAGGCCAAGAAGGCGGAGGACGCCGAACCCAAGAAGCCCCCUGCCAAGGCCAUAGAGGUGCUGAGUGAUAGCGAGUCGUGCGGUGACGACGAUGAUGAUGAUGGCCCCCCAACCUUUGAGUGGACCACAAUCAUCAAAAAGUCUUUGGUUGCCUCCACUCCAAAGCCUGUGGAGGAGACGAAAACCUCGCUCCUCACUGCACCCACGUCUCCCGAGGACGACGAUGCCUGGAUCGACAGGCUAGCAAAGAUGGACCUCACCAACGACAGUCCAAGCCCUCUAUUUGUCAUGAUCUUACCAGCCGAGGAAGAUGGAUCGACAUCCACGCCAAACAUGUUCGGGACGUGGACGAUGGCCUAUCCGUAA